This is a messenger RNA of Rhizophagus irregularis DAOM 181602=DAOM 197198, 1486 nucleotides long. RefSeq lists its product as uncharacterized. Lineage: Eukaryota; Fungi; Glomeromycota; Glomeromycetes; Glomerales; Glomeraceae. The record is from RefSeq and is a predicted model, not a curated record.
AAAUUUCUUUCUUUUCUUUCUUUCAUCAUUUUUAUAUAUAUAUAUAUAAAAAUUUCUUUUACUUUUCAUUAUCUUUAUAUAUUUUUAUAUUUUCUCUCUCACUUUAUUAUAAAUGAUGACAAUAUUUUGUUUUGUUUUUAAAUUAAUAUUUGAAAGGUUUAAAAGGGGAAGGAAUUUUAAAAGAAAAGUAAUGAAAACUAAAAAACCUCCUUCCCCUUUAUUACCAACAGAAUGUAUGGAACAAAUAUUUAAUUAUCUUUUACAAGUAGAAGAUUCAAAACUUUAUCCUUCAUUACUUGUAAAUCGUUAUUGGUGUAAAAAUGUUGUACCAUUUUUAUGGAAUCGUCCAUUUUCUAUCGUAUCAAAUCAAAAUUGUUUUAAAUUAUUAAGAACCUUCUUUUUAUGUUUUAAUAAUGAAGAAUUUAAUUUAUUAAAUUCUUUAUUAAAUCCUUAUAAAAUUAAAAUUCCUUCCUCAAAUUUUAAUCAUCAAACAAAAUUAAAUUAUUCCAUUUAUUUACAAGAAUUAUCUUUUAAAGAUUUGGAAAUUUGUGUAUCUUCAACUAUUCAUAAAUGGUAUGGAAAAAAUAGUUAUAAUAAUUAUUAUCCUGACCAAAUGAAAAUUUUAUUGAAUUCUUUAUUAAAAUUUUUUUUUAAAAAAUCAACAAAUCUUUAUUCCCUUAAUCUUGAUACAUAUUUUGAUUUUUUAGAUAUUCCAAAUUUUUCUAAUUAUUUUUCUCAAUCACAAUAUGGUUUGUUUCAAAUUACUAAAUUUCAAAUUAUUUAUAAUAAACCUAUAACAAAAAAUACUAUUCAUUUCUUAAAAUUAAUUUCUUUUAAAUGUAAACAAAUUCAUACUUUGGAUAUUAAACUUCAAUCUUAUGAUUAUAAUUCUGAAGUAAUUCAUCAUUUAUCAAAUAUUAUCAUUUCACAAAAUAAUCUUUUAGAAUUUAAUAUUUCAAAUUUUAUGUUAAAUUUUGAACAAAUUUUAAUUUCUUUACAAUCUCAAAAAAAUUUUUUAUAUUCAAUUAAAUUAGAUUGUGUUUAUCUUACUGAAACUUCAAUGAUUUUAUUAAAUAAUCUUCAUAAUUUAAAAAAUCUUUAUUUAUAUUAUUGUGAAGGUUUAUCUAAUACUAUACUUGAUGGUUCCUUUAUUUUACAAAAAUUACAUAUAAUUUAUUCUUUAAAAUUACAAAAUAUUACUUUAUCUAUGUUAAGAGUUUAUGGAAAAUCUUUACGUCAAUUAGGUCUUAAUAUUCAUGAUUUAGAAGUUGCUGGUGAUAUUGCUUUUAAUUAUUGUACAAAUAUUAAUGAAUUGGUUUUAAUUAUUUACAAUCCUACUCAUUUAACUGGUUAUGAUACUUGGAAAAAAGAAAAAUGGAAGGAAAGGCUUGAUCAAUUAGUUUUAUCUCAAAGGAUUAAUUUAUCAUCCCUAUCUAUUCAUGAUAAUAAUUUAGAUAUAUAUGUAAAUAGAUUAUUUUAUACCUGA